AAACAUGAUGCUUGUAAAUCCUUUUGCCUCUUGCAACACCCCCUCUGCUGUCUUUUAUAAAAUGGGCCCUUACACUUGGAUUUUUAAAGAAGAAGCAGACUAAGUUUUGCAGAACUCUCAACAUGAGCCAUUGUAUCAAGUCAAGCCAUUCUACAGCUGGUUCCAUCAAGGGGACCGGCCAUAGGAUCACCAGCCAUAUCUCAACUCUCCACCACAAGGUGCAUCAUGGAGAUUCACAUAAAAUCUCCCAACAUGGAUCAUCCCAUGGAUCUCAUCAUGGAGGAUUUCAUAAAGUACAUCAUGGAAGCUCCAGCCUAUCCCAUCAUGGUGGUCAUUACAGGACCCCAAGUGUCCAUGGAGGAUGUGGAGGAAAAGGAAUCUCUAUUUCCAAACAUACUUCUUUAGGUCAUGGGUAUGGAUUUGGAGGUGUCCAGGGUCACAACAGUCACUUUGGUGGUUUUGGAGGCCACAGCGUUUGGAAGGGUGAUGGUCUCUUCAAUGUCAAUGAGAAAGAAACCAUGAAACAUCUAAAUGAUCGACUGGCUUCCUACCUUGAGAAGGUUCGAUCUUUAGAACAAGAAAAUGCCCAACUUGAGAGGAAUAUAAGAGAGUGGUAUGAGAGGAACCAACCCAGCAGUCUUCCUGAUUUCAGCAGCUACUUUAGAACUAUCCAGGACCUUCAAAGCCAGAUAUCUUCUGCCACUAUGGAAAACGCAAGAAUUGUGCUUCAAAUCGACAAUGCUAGACUGGCUGCUGAUGACUUCAAGAAUAAAUAUGAGAUGGAGCUUAGACUUAGAAACAACGUUGAGUCUGAUGUUAAUGGCUUGCGUCGUGUCCUAGAAGAGCUAAGUCGGGAGGUAUGUGACUUGGAGAGUCAAGUCCAAAACCUUCAAGAGGAACUUCUACAGAUGAAGAGGAGCCAUGAGGAGGAAGUAAACUCUCUGCGUGCUCAGUUGGGAGCCAGAGUCAAUGUGGAAUUGGAUGCAGCCCCAUCAAUGGAUCUGAACAGAGUAUUGUCUGAGAUCCGUGAGCAAUAUGAGAACCUCAUGGAAAGGAACAUGAGAGAAGUUGAGAGCAUGUUCCUCCAAAGGAGCGAAGAGUUGAACCGUCAGAUGGCAUCUGGUUCUGAACAAUUGCAAUCUGUCCAAACUGAGGUCAUUGAACUAAGACGCAGCGUCCAGACUCUUGAGAUUGAACUACAAAGCCAACUAAGCAUGAAAUCAGCUUUGGAAGGAACAUUGGCCGAGACAGAGGCCACUUUUGGCUCCCAACUUGCCCAGUUGCAAUGUCUGAUCAACAACGUUGAGUCUGAGUUGUCACAGAUCCGUGGAGACCUAGAACGCCAGAACCAUGAAUAUAAGAUCCUAAUGGACCAGAAAACACAUCUGGAAAUGGAGAUUGCCACAUACAAGCGCCUGAUUGAUGGUCACGACAUCCAUGUUUCUGGGGACCACCUUUCAAGCACCAAACAGGUGUCCCACCAUUCUGUGAAGAUCAUCCACAGUCCCGAACACGUCCACCACACCAAAUGUUAAUUGUCCGGAGGACAUCUUCUACUACUAAGCCACGGAUUCCCGACAUGAUAAAUGCUUAUGAUAUGAUAUUGACAUGCUCAUUGUGGAAAUCUUUG
Messenger RNA from Hyla sarda, 1630 nucleotides. Its product is annotated as keratin, type I cytoskeletal 14-like. The record is from RefSeq and is a predicted model, not a curated record. Gene Ontology annotation, molecular function: structural molecule activity. The coding region runs from base 123 to 1535 and encodes 470 amino acids. The transcript is spliced from 8 exons. NCBI's taxonomy places the organism in Eukaryota, Metazoa, Chordata, Amphibia, Anura, Hylidae.